Molecule: messenger RNA, 2140 nt
Organism: Pimephales promelas (fathead minnow)
Lineage: Eukaryota; Metazoa; Chordata; Actinopteri; Cypriniformes; Leuciscidae
Gene: fbxo43
Product: F-box protein 43
Biological process (GO): negative regulation of meiotic nuclear division; regulation of mitotic nuclear division
Cellular component (GO): nucleus
Molecular function (GO): protein binding
Source: RefSeq, a predicted model, not a curated record
GAAAUUUGAAAGGUGGAGCUUCACUGACCCGCUGCUCACCGUCUCUCUCUCUCUCUCCCUGAGCAGCAGUCAGUGGCAUGAAACUCUGACCCGACACGUCACACGCCACUGUUGGGUCCAGCGAGUGUUGGUUGAAGCUGACGAUAAUGGAGGCUGCGCAGGUUCCCGGCAGCGGCCAAUUGGACCGUGUCUUUACGCCCAGGAGAGAGCGCCAUCCCAACGGCACCAAAGCCACGGUUGUUCUGCACAGAGACCAGGCCCGGUCCAGGGACUCGAUCACAGAACGGGCCGCUCCGAUAGCCUGGUGCGAGACACCGAAGCUGACCCGGAAGGACGGGUCGCUCCGCAGGCGCUUGCUUGUGUCCCGCUCCUCAUCCGAAGGUAGUAAGAGUGGCUUCACCACACCGGAUCACCUGACCCGCGAGAGCUUCGACUCCCCGGACAUCGGCCGGACCGGGCCUCUGUCUUACAGCACUUUAAAAGCGGAUGACUCUGUGUUCUCGUGUCGGAAGCGGCGUCUUCUGUUCUCCCAGGUCGUCACGUCCACGCUGGAGUCGGGCAGGAGCGGCGUGACCCUAACCCACACGAGCCUCACCGAACCGGACCCGGACGAGAGCAUCAUAGCCGGUCCUCCGAGCUCACCUCACACACACGACCUGACGGAGGACAACUUCCCUCACACACAUGACCUGGCGAAGGAGAACUUCCAGUCCCCGGUGCGCACAGGGAAGCAGGUUCUGGACACGCCCCCAGACACGCCCCUGGAGGACAGUGGCUUCAGCUCUCUGGGUCUGGAUAGAUCGCACGACUCCUCGGUGGACCAUGAGGGCUCGUUCCAGGAGCUGGUUCUGCCUGGCUCGAGCGGGCGGGAGAAGAGGCGCUCGCGGCUGGAGAGGCAGCGGAGACUGUCCACGCUCCGGGAGGGAGGCUCUCAGUCCGAGGACGGGCCCAGAGGCCCGCGGGCCGACCCGCACAAGGACGAGGUGUUCCUGGACGGGACGCCGCUGAGCGCCGCUACGCUGCAGAUGCAGGAUCUGUCGCUGACACCAGCGCUACAGGCCGUGCUCUCCAUCAGCCGCCACGGGUCGAGCCUGGAGGACCUGCUGCUGGAGGGGCCCGUCAGAACCAGCCUGCCGCUCUCGGGGCUCAUCGGCCGCAAAAUGGGCCUCGACAAGGUGGACGUGAUCUCCGAACUGAGGAUGAGGAAUCUGAGACACGUGCUAGCGGUGAUCUUGAGUCUUCUGUCUGCAGCCGACAUCUACAGGUUCGGCCAGGUGUGUGAGGACUGGAGCGACGUCAUCGCUGAAGACCGGAGAGCCGCUCACAGGAGAAGAUGCCACAUCCGAGAGCUCAAGAUCUCCCUAACACUGGAGGGAGGAAAGCCGGCUCAUGUUCCGGAUGCGGACACCAGGGCGGCGCUGGUGUGCAGGUCGGCUCUGGGCAGCGUACAGGCUCAGGCCCGAACACCCCUCGCCCCCCCGCCCGUCACCCCGACCCACGCCAGCGCCAGACGCAGGCAGUUCCUGCAGGUGGCAGAAACCCUGUUCAGUGACGAGCACCUGAAGCCGUGUCCUCGCUGUGAGCACCCGGCCCGCUGUCACUCGCUGCGCGCCGAGGGUGUGUGUAGCUGGAGCGACUGCCGCUUCCGCUUCUGCACCGCGUGCUCGAGCUCCUUCCACGGGGCCAGAGACUGCGCGCACCAGUCGGCCAAACGCCGGAGCCGGAGAGAUGUGCUGCCGGGCAGCGCUCAGAGCAGACGCAACGUGAGGCGGCUCUGAGUGUGUGAGUGUGUGUGUGUGUAUGUAUGUCAGCCAAACUCUGGACAGAGCAGACGCAACUUGAGGUGUGUGUGUGUGUGUGUGUGUCGGCCAAAUGUUGGAGUGACGUGCUGCCGGGCAGCGCUCAGAGCAGAUGCAACGUGAGGCGGCUCUGUGUGUGUGUGUGUAUAUGCAUGCGUGAGAGUGUGUGUGUGUAUUUUGUGUUCCUCUGUGUGGGUUUGUUUUUAAUUAUGAACUUCUCAUGAGUUUUGCACUUAUGUACAGCAUUCAUUUUGGUCCUGUGAAUCUACAUGUAUGUACAUAUUGCUCUUUACAUACUUGAUUUUAUACAUUGUUUUAAAUAAAGCCCUUUUUUUAACCUA